Molecule: messenger RNA, 738 nt
Organism: Charadrius vociferus (killdeer)
Lineage: Eukaryota; Metazoa; Chordata; Aves; Charadriiformes; Charadriidae
Gene: ZNF511
Product: zinc finger protein 511
Exons: 6
Source: RefSeq, a predicted model, not a curated record
CCCGUCCCGCCGCCCCCGUCGCCGCCCUUCUCCUUCUCCCCCCGCCGUCUCCGCCUCGGCCCCCACCACCCGCUGCUGGAGGAUGGGGACGUUCACAGGCACCUCUACCUCCAGGGUGUCCUCACCAGCCUCGCCGAGGUGGCGGAGAGACCCAAGGUGUCUGAAUUCAGUUGCCACAUCUCUGGGUGCUGCCAGGUCUUUGAUACGCUGGAGGGCUAUGAGCACCACUACAACGCGCUGCACAGGAAUGUCUGCUCCUUCUGCAAGCGCUCUUUUCCGUCGGGGCAUCUCUUGGAUGUUCACAUCUUGGAGUGGCACGACUCGCUCUUCCAGAUAAUGGCCGAGAAGCAAAACAUGUACAAGUGUUUGGUAGAAGGCUGUGCGGAGAAGUUCAAGAGCAGCAAGGACAGAAAGGAUCACUUGGUCACCGUUCACCUUUAUCCCGCUGACUUUCGGUUUGAUAGACCGAAGAAAGUGCAAAGCGGCCCCAAGCACGUGAGCUCUCCCAUGAAGCAGAGUGCCAGCGUGCCGAUGGAUGUGAGCGUGGAGACAUCGGAGCCAUUCCAAGCGGAUGCCAUGGAAAUAGGGCCCAGUGAGAACAUGGAGAUCCCUCAGCCCGCGGCCAGCCCCAGCCCCUUGGCGCCAGAGAAACGACUCUAUAAAUCUAGGAUCCCGUCCACAAUUUGCUUUGGACAAGGUGCCACCCGAGGAUUUAAAGGACCGAGGAAGAAAGUCUGA